Molecule: messenger RNA, 606 nt
Organism: Amblyraja radiata (thorny skate)
Lineage: Eukaryota; Metazoa; Chordata; Chondrichthyes; Rajiformes; Rajidae
Product: glycerol-3-phosphate acyltransferase 1, mitochondrial-like
Exons: 5
Coding region: 22-606 (194 amino acids)
Biological process (GO): triglyceride biosynthetic process; glycerol-3-phosphate metabolic process; fatty acid metabolic process
Cellular component (GO): mitochondrial membrane
Molecular function (GO): glycerol-3-phosphate O-acyltransferase activity
Source: RefSeq, a predicted model, not a curated record
CUGCUCGUUUAAGGUGAUACCAUGGCUUUGAAGGAAGAUAAGGAUGAUGAAUUUGUUCCAAAAGAAUCCAGAAAAUUAAUCAAGAAAGUGAAUCACGCGGGUGUGUUAUCUGUACCGACUUUAGGCCUAUCUUCUGGAGGUAUCAGUCUCUUGGGGAAUACCCGACCAUUCGUUGGCCGAUGCUGCUACAUCUGUGCUCCACAAAGCUGGGGCCUGCUUUUCCAUAAUUACUUACCCUUGCUGGGAUUUCGAAAUGCUAUUCUUGUGACUGAGAAGCAAACAAGGUACCGAGGGUGGCUGGCUCGACGUCUCUGCUACAUCCUGUUUCUUGCUGAACGCAAGGUUUACCCCGAUGUACAUCCUUUGCAACACACAAUCAUCGACAGUCCCAGAGUGCAGGAUGCUGUGAAGGAAAACAUAGCUGACACUACUGAGUCUGACCAGAAGUCACCUUGUAAUGUGGAGAACGUCAUUGGAAUCCUGCACCAAAUCCAGGCUAGCAUCUCGCCCCUCUUCCUCAGGUACGGGAUGAUGUUUUUUGACAAGGUGUACCUGUUGAUGAAACAGCGUUGCGCAGAUGCUCAAAACCUGCAUGAGAUUUGUUGA